AUGGAAACUUCUAAACAGACUUGCAUUGUAUUAGAUGAUGAAUAUAAAGAUGACAAUGUGGAUCUCAAAUUAUCAUAUCCAGCUAAUUACUUCAAUAAUAUCGAGAACUCUGGCUUAUCACAUAUAAAUGAAAAUGGAAUAUCCGAUGGUUAUGCAGAAAUAUAUUCCCCCACUGGUAGUAUAUCUAGUUCAGAAUCUGUAGAAAUUCCGUAUGAUAUUCCUGAUAGUCAAAAGUUUCAUGAUCUCGGUGCAUAUUUAAACUCAGUUGUUGUUGCUGCUUGUAAGAAUGAAUCCUUAAAUCCCAUAAAGCCCUGUUCACAGUUAUCACAAAAAGAAACUGCAUAUAUAACCAAUCUAGAAUUAACCGAGUCGGAUAUUGACAUGGUACAUAAUGCACCUACCAAUACAGACCAUACAGAUAUGUCGAAUGUGAUGGAAAUAAAUAACAAACAUAACAUUCCUUCAUCUCCUCUUCCUCAGAAGUAUUCAGCACAAACUCUGACGUCAGAUUUAUCUAAAGACUCCCAUACUGAUAAAAACUUUGUAGAGGAGUUUGCUGAUUUUAUGAGUGAUGGUCCGGUUGAUGAAGAUUGGGCUAUCUUUUCACCCGAAGUACAUAAAGACGUAGUUGACGUAAUAGAUGAUAAGCCUUCUGUAACAAAUUCUCGGAAUUCUUUGGAAUCAGAUGAUAGUGAAGACUUUGGAGACUUCACUAAUUUUACACCAACCAUUUUUUCUGCCGCGACAACUACUGUAAAUAUUCUGAAUAACGUUGAACCUCUAAAAGGCAAACAAGCACCUACUCCUAGUAUUUUGGAACGCUUAUUGCAGAAAUUGGAGCCAUCAUUGGAUAAAGCUUUUGGACUUCAUUUCAAUCACCAGACUGAUGAAAAUUUAAAUUUGUCAAUAGAAACCCUUGAAAUCAGUCGACUUUACACAAAUAUCAAUAAAUCUGUUCAUACAUCAUCAAAUAAAGUUUCGACUUCGUUAGACUCUGGAUCAAGCAAAGUUAAUAAACGUAUCUGGAGUCGGCUAUGCAACCCUGAUCGACUUCCUGAAAUAAAUCAACAAUGGUGGAAAUCUCCCAUUUUCAUGACAUAUUUGAAUGCUAUUAAUGUGAAUCCCCAACAUGCAAUUCCUGCAUUCGCUAGUCAGCUUCGUCUACUGGAACCAGUUCGGUUGAAUAGUCAGGAUUUGCAUAAGAAUAUCACAUUAAAUGACAGUUCCAUUAGUCAAGAAAAUCAUGCAAAUGUUUUGUUGCCGACAGAUGAUUCCAAUGACAAAUCUCCAUCUAAUAGUUUAACGCAUAAUACUAACUGCAACAAUACAGAUAGUAAAAUAAAUCAAGUUCUGGAUUUGGACUUUUUUGAAACACGUGAAACUCAAAAUAAACCUAAUCUUCACACAAAUGGGAAGGUUAAGCAUUCUGAAUUAUCAGAUUUGGAAGCUGAACUAUCAGUUUUCACUAUUCCUCCACCGAUAACAACAAUAAAACCACCCCAAUUAUUAGUACAAGCUGAUUUGAAAUUGUUAGAAAUCAAUAAGCGUUCUAAAUUAAGUGAAUCUGUUCGUUCCACUUUAAAUCGUUUACCAAUGAUCAGCUAUAUGCGUUCAAAACGUCUUAUGUUUCCUGUGCAGCAACAGACUCAAGAUUAA
Molecule: messenger RNA, 1656 nt
Organism: Schistosoma spindalis
Lineage: Eukaryota; Metazoa; Platyhelminthes; Trematoda; Strigeidida; Schistosomatidae
Source: the annotation of a GenBank genome assembly